Molecule: messenger RNA, 1600 nt
Organism: Balaenoptera ricei (Rice's whale)
Lineage: Eukaryota; Metazoa; Chordata; Mammalia; Artiodactyla; Balaenopteridae
Gene: PA2G4
Product: proliferation-associated 2G4
Exons: 14
Coding region: 194-1378 (394 amino acids)
Source: RefSeq, a predicted model, not a curated record
CAGCGUGCCCUGCACCUCAGCCCGCGCGCUCGCAGUUUCUCGCUCUCGCCCGCCCUCCGCUCCUUAGCUUGCUCGCGCUUUUGCUCGCGCUCUCCUCGCGGAUCGAAGGGACUGUGGCUACAGCCUGUGGCUGGGAAGGGCGACAGAGGCGGCGGUUCAGGAGAAACGAAGCUGCAGUGGUGGUGGUGGGAAGAUGUCGGGCGAGGACGAGCAGCAGGAGCAAACUAUCGCCGAGGACCUGGUCGUGACCAAGUAUAAGAUGGGGGGCGACAUUGCCAACCGGGUACUUCGGUCUUUGGUGGAAGCAUCCUGUUCAGGUGUGUCGGUACUGAGCCUGUGUGAGAAAGGUGAUGCCAUGAUAAUGGAAGAGACAGGGAAGAUUUUCAAAAAAGAAAAAGAAAUGAAGAAAGGUAUUGCCUUUCCCACCAGCAUUUCAGUAAAUAACUGUGUAUGUCACUUCUCCCCUUUGAAGAGCGACCAGGACUAUAUUCUCAAGGAAGGUGACUUGGUAAAAAUCGACCUUGGGGUCCAUGUGGAUGGCUUCAUCGCUAAUGUGGCUCACACUUUUGUGGUUGAUGUAGCUCUGGGGACCCAAGUAACAGGGCGGAAAGCAGAUGUCAUUAAGGCAGCUCACCUUUGUGCUGAAGCUGCCCUACGCCUGGUCAAACCUGGAAACCAGAACACACAAGUGACAGAAGCCUGGAACAAAGUUGCCCACUCAUUUAAUUGCACACCAAUAGAAGGUAUGCUGUCACACCAAUUGAAGCAGCAUGUCAUCGAUGGAGAGAAAACCAUUAUCCAAAAUCCCACAGACCAGCAGAAGAAGGACCAUGAGAAAGUUGAAUUUGAGGUACAUGAAGUAUAUGCUGUGGAUGUUCUCGUCAGCUCAGGAGAGGGCAAGGCCAAGGAUGCAGGACAGAGGACCACCAUUUACAAAAGAGACCCUUCUAAGCAGUAUGGCCUGAAAAUGAAAACUUCUCGUGCCUUCUUCAGUGAGGUUGAAAGGCGUUUUGAUGCCAUGCCCUUUACUUUAAGAGCAUUUGAAGAUGAGAAGAAGGCCCGCAUGGGUGUGGUGGAGUGCGCCAAACACGAACUGCUACAACCAUUUAAUGUUCUCUAUGAGAAGGAGGGUGAAUUUGUUGCCCAGUUUAAAUUUACAGUUUUGCUUAUGCCCAAUGGCCCCAUGCGGAUAACCAGUGGUCCCUUUGAGCCUGACCUUUAUAAGUCUGAGAUGGAGGUCCAGGAUGCAGAGCUCAAGGCCCUCCUCCAGAGUUCGGCAAGUCGGAAAACCCAGAAAAAGAAAAAAAAGAAGGCCUCUAAGACUGCAGAGAAUGCCACCAGUGGGGAAACUUUAGAAGAAAAUGAAGCUGGGGACUGAGAAAGACCUGGAACCAGAGGAGCAGACUGAUUGAAGAGACAAAACUCCUGGCUUUCUGAAGCUGUGGACUUGGAUGAAUUGCUAGGGGUUUGGAGAGAAAGGUGACGAAUUUCAGUACCUCUGGCAUGCUGUCCCAGGGAACUAGGGCUCCCGCUAACUUACAAGGUUUUUAAACAUAUUGAAAAUGACAUGGCAUUAAAAUAAAUUUGGAUUUGCUCAUAA